Messenger RNA from Drosophila serrata, 11910 nucleotides. RefSeq lists its product as uncharacterized. Lineage: Eukaryota; Metazoa; Arthropoda; Insecta; Diptera; Drosophilidae. The record is from RefSeq and is a predicted model, not a curated record.
CUCCGCACGCACGCAUCGAUUUGGGCUAAACGUUAGAUACCUCCUAACGCAGUUGUUAGGGUGGAAAAAAUAAUACGCGGAUAGUAAAUAAAAUGAAUUAGAAAUGCUGUGCGGUUUUUCGCGUGCGAACCGUUGACGGAGAACGCAUCCGGAGCGGAGCGCUGGCCCCCAGAAAAGUGCAAUACUCCACCAACAACCACACGACACAGAAAACUGAGUGCAGUGCGAAAAAGCAAAGAAAAGCGAAACGGGGUAAAAAAUGCAAUGCCGUGUGAAAUAUCACUCAAACAUAAACAACAAAAACAACGACAACUAGUGCAUUGGCAGCAGCAGUAGCAACAAUAACAACAACAAACGAUAAAACGAAGAUAACAGAUAAAAGAGCAGCAGUCGAAAAUGUUUAUUGUAUAAUUUCCUAUUGAGCCAAAAAGGCAGGAACCGGACACAGGACGCAGGACCCACAACACAAAGCGUAGACGCGUAGGACGCAGUAGAACUUGUGCAACGAACCGAUUGACCCACUGGCCGCCUCCACAUGAAGACCAUGGGGCGCUUCGGCCUGCGCCGUGGCUUCAAGCUCUCGGAGGAACAGCAGCAGGUCAACGGCAAGAAUCCAAUUGGACCAACAGCAACGACCAUGGCAACAUCUACUGCCGUUACUGUUGCCGCACCCGCAACCGUUCCCGUUCCCGCUCCCGCCACACCCCGCAAGAAGCGUCAGCCACGACAGGAGGAAGUGACGACGGCGGAGCAGUAUCAGGUGCAGCUUGCCAAGAAAGAGCCGGCCGAGGAGCAGAACUCAUCGCAAUACCAGGAGGCACCUCUAUCGUUGAUCUGCAGCCUGCCACUGGAGCGGCUGCCCCGGCUCAUGGAGAAACUACAGCAGCUAACCGAAGAGCGGGAACGGGAACGUGAGCGCGAACGGGAACGGGAGCGUGAGGAAGCCGCCGCCCUCAACGCAGCGGGCCACUCCAAGGUCCUGUGUUUGUACUGUGAUAGAAAGUUCACCUCCGGCAAGCUGCAGGCCAAGCAUGUGGACAAGUUCCAUACGGAGCGGCAGGAGCGACGAUGCAGCGGUCGCUCUACCAGCUCCAACGCCCAGCCCGCCGUCGGCUUUCCCGGUUGCCAUCUGUGCGGCCAGCAGACCGCCAAGCGACACCAGGCCACGCCGCCGCCGCAGAUCUGCCUGCCUGCCAAGCAUCUGGAGCAGCUGUUCCAGCACUUGAGUGAGCAGCAUACGGACAAGUACUUUGGCUGCCGGCAGUGUCGACUGCGUUUCCCGGAUGCUGACCAGUUGGCGGGCCACCAGCGGCAGCAGCAUCCAUCGCCAUCGCUGCCGGAGGAAGCUGUCGCCGCCGCCAAGCCCGGACUGAUGGGCGCGGAUGAGCCGGUUCUAUUUCGCCUGGGCCUCACCCAGAACCGUCUGCCCAGCCAUCGAAAUCGCAGUCAGCGCAAGGAGGAGGAGCCGCCGCCUUUGGCCACGCCCAGCCACAAGUCGCGGAGUAGCAGUCGGGCGGCGGCCCAAAGGCAACAGCAACAGCUCCAGCUCCAGCAACAACUGCAGCCAACACCGACUGGCAAUCACUCGCAGGACACAGUCAAUCCGGAUGCAGUGUUCCGACUGCCAGCCAGCUCAACCUGCACCACCGCCUCCUCCGGAGCUGCUGCCGCCCCCUCCGCCGCCGCCGCAGUAGCCUCUGCUGCCGCCAGUUCCGUGUUUGAUGAUAACUUCUACAAGGAUGUGGUCUUCAAUGUGCGCCACAAUCUACAGAAUCACUUGGACGGUCGGCUUCUCACCUCAGCAGCUGCAGUUGCAACUGCAACUGCGACUCCAGCAGCAACAGGGCAGAGACCGGAGCUGAUCAUGCUGCACGGCCCCAGCGAGUUGUGUCCCGGCGGCGCCUCCUAUCCCACUCUGCUCACCGCCGAGCAGUUCGGUGCCACCGGCGAGCUCCUGCCGCUGGCCAAGUUUAGACGGAGACCGCACACGAAGCACAGCUGGAAAUGGAAGUGGGACUACGUAAAGAAGUUUACACUGAUCAACGAGGGCGGCCGGCUGGUGAAGAAGCUGAAGCAGCCAAGCCUGGGCCUCGGCCUGCGUGAUCUCUCCAAGCUGGAUAUGUGGACGCAGCUGACAAUGCGCCAAAAGCACGAUCUCUCGCUCUCGCUGGCGGCGGAGCAUCAAAACCAAGAACAGCGCCGCCUGCUGGAGCAGCUAAAUCUCAUCCUCGACCAACGCCUGCUGCCGCACAUCAUUUUGGAGCAGAACGAGCAGGCGGUCAUCAAGUGCGAGAACGAGGACGGUGACGAGGAUCUAGGCAUCGAUGGGCAUAGAACGGACGACGACCUGGCCCUGGGACAGAGUUUCGCUGACGAGAGCUUUCUCUCGCUGCUGCAGCUUCAGCCACGAACGUCGAACAGCAGCAGCAGCAGCAGCAGCAGCGGUGGGCUGGAUCGGCGCAGAGAGCGAGAUCUGGAGCGAGAACGGGAACGACUGCGGCUUCGGAAUCGUCGAGGAACCCUCGUCCUAAGCGGUGAGUGGGCCCGUCCGAGGCUUUACCUAUGCAUAUGCUGCGGCGCCAAGUUUGACCAGCGGAAGUCCCUGGAGGAGCACAAGACCUUCCGCCACUCGCACAUCUAUGCCACCCACUACGAGGUGGUUGGUCGGGAGCUGCUGGCAGGCAACCUGCUGCGUCACCUCUUCAUACCGAAGCGGGCACUCGGUCGCUUCGCCGCCACCAGCAACUGUGCACCAGGCGGUGCCCUUGUGGCCGUGCAUCAGCCCAAGCAGGAGCAGGAGCAUCGGGUUCAACCAGAGGAGGAGACCAGGUCAUCCGCCUCGUCGCGCUCCUCGUACGAGGUGUCCACACCAACACCGCUGUCGGGUUUGGAGCAGCAGCAACCUUCGCCAGCCUCUGGCUCCUCGGGAACAGCAUCUUCGGCGUCGUCAUCUUGCUCGCCCAGCUCAUCUUCUGCCUCGACACUGAUGUCCACCGCCUCCACCUCGAUGUCCUUGUCCACCUGCACCUCCUCCUCCUCGACGACCAUCACAUCGCUGUCGGCGUCGUCGUCCGCUCCCUCCAGCUGCACAAAGUGCGGACGCAAGUGCAGCGGCCUCAUGGAUCUCUACCGCCACAUGUUGGACUGCUCCGGUGACUAUGUGUGGUCGCUGGCCAAGAAGCGCAAGUAUCGCUACUAUUGCGGCACAAAGAAGCGUCGUGGCUUCUCCAAAAAGCCACUGAAGCAGAUGUCGGCCCGCAAAAAGGAGAAGCUCGAGGGCGAGGCGGAGGCAGAGAACGAGGGGGAACACGAGGCAGAGGCUGAGGGAGAGGGCGAGGGCGAGGAGAGCGGCUGCAGUUCGUCGAAGCUCAAGACCUCGCCACGCCAAAGGCCCAGCGAUGCGGAAUCCAUUCGCAAGAUGCUGGAGAACCUGCCCGCCAAGCGCGUCUGCAAGAAGAUCUUCCCUGUGGACAACAAGGCCAAGCGCAAGGCCAAGAACAAGGCCAAGUCCAUGGUCAAGUCCAAGACCAAGUCCAAGCAGCAGCGCAGCAGCACCAAGAGGAUCUACAAUCAGCAUCUGCUGCGCAACACGCGCUCUCGCUCUCGUUCCUCGGUGGUGGCCACAGCCUCCUCGGCCGCCGCUGUGGCAGCACAGCAGCAGCGCAGUCGACGCAAGCAGAAGCAGCAGCAAAAAGCUAAGCUAGACCGAAUCAAAUCCCCGCCAGAACCUCCCGCUGCAGCACAAACGAAGGCCUUGCCAGACCUCGUCAAGCCAGAGCAGGCUCCCAACUCCACCACCACCACCACCACAGUCACUGCCAAGUCACGAUCUCCCGCUGAGGAAAAGCCAACGCUACGCUUAGAGCUGCCGCUGGCGCUCCCUAUCUCCCUGCCAACAGCUGCUCAGGAAUCCGAGCCCGCCUCCCCCACUCCCAGCAGCAAGCAGCUGAUGCCCACACCGCCCACAACUCCGGCUCCGGCCACCAAAUCCCCGCCAGUUGCCGCUGUAGCACCACCAUUCUCAGCCAGCACUCGCCUGGCCACGACUCCCAACUCAACGAAUGUAAAGCGUAGCAAGAGGAUCAGCGAUUGCAUAGCCAUGCUCACCGGCAAGCUGGAGGAGAAGCUCAAAACAGCACCGCCGCUGGAGAAGGAGAAACUAGAGAAGGACAAGCUGGAAAGGGAGAAACUGGAGAAGGAGAAGCUGGAGCAGGAGAAGAAGAACGCCGAGAAGGAGAAGGAGAAGGAGAAGCAGCAGCAGCAGCCAGAGCCACCGGUUACCGCGGAAAAGGAUAAGGAGAAGGAGCCGCUGCUGGCCAAGACACCCAAACGCAAAGCAGUGUCGCGGCGAAUAAUCAAAGUGGAUGCCCCACCGGAGGUUGUGCAACCGAAGCCUUCGCUGGAGCUGCAGCAGCCAACAGAAGGAGUGACCACGUUGCCAGCUACUCCCUCGCCUGUGGCUCUGCCCCCCGCCCUAGUUUCCACUGUUCCCGCAACAGCUGCCGCAGCAAUCCUUCUACCACUUCCAAUUCUCAGCACUCCACCGGCUCCAGCUACAGUUGCAGCUUCCGUUCCAGUUCCAGUACCAGCUGCUGUUCCCACUCCCAUCUCAGCACCAGCUCCACCGCCACCAAGGCGCACGCCCACCAAGGCGGCGGCCAAGCAAAUGGCUGUCCCACCGCCAACGAAGCCCCCCUCGCUGGCCGCCCUCAAGCAGUAUCCUCCCGUGGAGCAGCAGCAGGUGCCGCUGCCAGCGGCUCUUCCUGUGCCUGUGCAGCCACCACCGCCCGUGCUCGUGACAGUUCCGUUGGGGCUCCAGGCGAUGCCAGCUCCAGCUUCUGCUGCUCUGCCCGUACCCCUGAACGUCAAGAUGAUGUCAAAGCUACCUCUGUACAUGCCGCAGCUCCAACCGCAACCUCAGCCGCAGCCGAAUCCGAAUCAUACGGCACCACCGCCGACCACCAUGUUCGUGUUGGACCCACAGCAGCCGCUCAACCUCACCAGCCAGCGUGGAGUGCUCCAGAAGCCGCUGAUUGGCGGGACAACGGGGGAUCCCGGACUCGUGGGCUUGCCGCCGCAUCAUCAUCGUGCCGGAGGAAUGCCCGCCAGACGGCAGACGAUCUGUGGCUUUGAGGCACGCAACCUGCUCGUCUCAGACAUGGAUAUGGAGCCGCUGGAUCUAUCGAAGAAGUCGUCGAGGAAGUCUUCCCCAGCACCGGCAGCGCUACAGCAGCAGCCAAGGAUGCAGCCAGAGCUGUCGAUGGUGGCAAUGCCAUCACUGCCACUACCACUGCCGCUGCCGCUGGUGACUGGAGGAACAGCAGGAGCUCCGCCACAGCAAGUACCUCAACCAUCAGCCCAUGGCCAGCAAGCCAUGCCCGUUCCCGUUCCUCUUCCUGGUCAGCUGCAAUCCAUGCCGAUGGUGGGUGGUCUACCCGCUCCUCUGGCCUCGCAGUAUUACUCGAAUCUGGAUCUGCUCAAGAUACCGCAGGUGCGGAAUCCCAACAAUCCCGGCGUUGUGGUAGCCUCAAGCGUUCCGCCUCCUGUAGGGGCAGUGGCUCCCGUAUUAGCACCCACCGUAGUGCACAACCAAGUGAAGAAUUCCGGCGGCAAGAAGCGCUCACAGCAGGAUAGCGGUGGAUCAACUGGCGGGUCCAAGAAGGACCACAACAAGGGCCAGACCAAGGCGUGUCCGCGCAUGGAUGAGGUAGUCAACAAUCACAUUGAUGAUGCCAUCAAUUCGGUCAUCAUGGCCGUGCAGGCGAGUUUGCCCGACGACGAGGAUGACGGUGAAACGGAAAAGGAAGCGGAAAAACAAAGGGAACGGGACAAGGAGAAGCUGAAGAAGCUGGAGGAAGCCUUGCCGCCCAAGCCAGGCAAUUGCAUCCAGCCCCUGCCGGCCACUCCUGGCUUCUUGUUUGCUUCUACACCAGCAGCCAUGACGAUUCCACCUGCAGCUGCACCUGUGCCCGUUGUGGCUCCCGCUCAGCAGCCUUUGCCUGUGCCUGUCCCUGUCCCAGUUCCUGCACCUGUACCCGCCAAGAAUCUGGCGCCCAAGAAGCGUUCCAUGCGCUCGAAAACCAUCGACUGUCGGUCUGCUUUGCUGUCUCUGGAUGAGGUGACUCCUCCGUCGGCUCCGUUGCUGCCCUUACCAGUGAAUGGCGAGGCGAGGCGGGAAGUGCCUCAGAUGCAGAAGGACGCCUUACCACAGCCAGAGCAGGCACCAGUUCUGCCCGAAGUAUGCCUCAAGGAAGCCAGGACGGAGAAGAAGCUGCUAGCUGAUUCCAUGCUGGCUGCAGCCACCGUAGAACCGAAGUCGGAGACGGAUCCAAAGCCAGAGCCAGAGCGAAAAGCUCUUCUGCAUCAGCCUCAACAGCAGCAGCAAGAGGAGGAGGACCAAGAGGAGACUGAGCCAGAGCCCGAGGGAGCUGUUCCCGCCGCACCCGUGCCCGUUUCUGUCAUCUCCGUGGCGCCAGCUCCGCGCCAUACCACACCGCCGCCGGAGACAACCAACUGUAGCUCGUCGCUGAUGGAGGAGCACAGCAGCAAUCUGAACAACAAUACCUCGUCCGGCUUUCACAGCCUGGCCCAGUCGGAGCAACCGAUUCCAACGGCAACUGUAACAAUGCCAGGAGGAACGGAUGAACAGCUGCCCGUUGUCGUCGUCGAUGUUCCAGCUGCCAAGGAGGAGGAGGAUGCUGGCCUGUUGCCCGCCAAGAAGAAGCAGCGCCGCCGACGAAAGAACGAACUGGCGGCCAUUGUGGCCGAUCAGCUGCUGGAGAGCUUUAAGAUCGACAAUGCCCGCCGGGACAACCUCAAGAAGCUGGAGAACCUGGCGUACGAGAAGAGCGAGGAUCUGCUGCUCACCGGUAUGCUGCUUAUGUCCAGCACCAAGCGAAACGCGGCUCUAGGACCCGCGGCAGCCGCUGCCGCCAAGCUGGCCAAGAGCGAGGCUGCCUCGGUGGCGGAGACCCCUACGAAUCCACCCGUGCGUGGAAGGCCCAAGCGCCGCCAGAGCUGCUACUAUCGACGGGGCAAGGGAGCGGGAGCAAGCAAUGGUGCUACCGGUGGUGGCAAGGCCACCAAUGAGAACAUCAGCCUGCUCAAGUCAUCGCUGGAAUCCUUCUCCAUUGGCAUUGAGAAGCAGCUGCUGGCCAAGGAGGCCCGCGAAGCCAAGGACGCAGCUCAGCCAACGGCGGCGGGGACGAUCACGACACAGCCGGCAGUUGGCUCCAUCUUGCGACCCAGCAUCCUCAGCAGUGCCGUGGCCAGGGAACAGCAGCAACAACAGCAGUCGCAGUCAUCGCAAAGGACGCCAAGUAAGCAGCAAGAGAAGCAGGAAAAGCAGGACAAGAUCCCACAGGCUGCUACCUUCAGUCGCGAUCCGCGUCUCAACAAGAACAUCCACAAGGAACCGCCGGCGGGCAGCAGCAGCGGCAAGGAGACAUCCAAGGUGACGCCGCCAGCAGUGCCUCCAGCCACGGGUGACAAUCCCGAGGAGGAGGACAACUACCUUACGGAGAUAGCCAAGAACGUGAACGAGAAGAUUAUGUCGGCCACCACCAACGAGGACUUUGAGUUCGCCCACGACGAGUUCGAUGGCGAGGACCAGGAUCAGGAUCAGGAGAAUGACAAGUACUACCGCCCACCUACCUCGAUGAGCGUGCGCAGUGCCCCCAAUCUAAACGACGAGCACUCGAACUUUGGCUCCAUGUGCGACGACAACACCAACACUGAGGUGAUGGACAUGGACCUGGACGAUGAGAUGAGCGUGUACACCAGUUAUUCGCAGGAUCUGGGCCGCGGUGGACGCGGAAGGCGGCGCAGGCGUCGACGGAGCGUCCUGUUCACACGGCGUCCCAAGAAGCGGACGCAGCGCAGCGAACUGGAUGCCGAGAAAUACGGCUGCAAGCUGUGCGGCAAGACCUUCUUCUCGGCCACCUCGCUGUCCAAGCACAACAUGACCCUGGCCCAUGUGUCCAAGGUGUCGGCCCAGGAGUAUCUACAGUCACAGACGGCGCCCUCGAGUCCACAAGAUACGCGUAACUUGGACCAGGAUGAUGACCAGGACAGGGACAUGCAGCUGCAGGAGCUAAGGCUGCACGAGGAGCAGCCGCCAGUGGCAGUAGCAGCAGCGGCAGCAGCAGCUCCACAGCAGAUGAGGGCCUCGGUGCUGAUGGUUACCUCGCAGCUGGCUCAGCAGGAAAGAGAUCGCGAGCGGGAGAUGCAGCGGGAGCAGGAGAGGGAGCAGCAUCAGCAGCAGCUGAGAGACCGAGACCGGGAGAGAGUCCAGGACCAGGAGGCAGCCCAAGUGCAUCAUGUCAUCACAGAGGCCAGUCUGCGGCUGCAUGACAACCAGCAUAGCCCCACAGCUCCCUCGGCCGCCCGCCUUAAUCUCAAUCCCGACGAGCGCCUCUUCUACGAAUGCUGCAACAUCCUCAAGAGCGCCGAGACACCGCGCCAGCAUGGCACUGGCACCUCAGUGAUUGUGAGUGCCGGCCGUAAGCAGCCGCCUCCGCCGCCAGCCUCUCCGUCGCCGUCGCCAUCUCCCACGCGUUCGCUGCCACCACCGGCCUCGCCGUCUCCGUCUCCUUCACGUUCCGCCUCGUUGCCACCGCCAGCUUCGCCCUCCCCAUCACCACCGCCACUGGCAACGGUUCCAAUGCCGGCAGCUCCUCAUCCACCGCCAGCUCCAGUGCCCGCCGUCUGCCAUCAGCCGGUGAUCCAACAGUUGUUCCGCAAUCCGCCCGCCGUUACGCCCACCACCACACCCACGAAUCACAACCGGCUCUCGCCCAGCUAUUCCGCAGUGUCGCAGUUCUCGGCUACCACCACCACAUCCCGCUUCAAGACGAAGGCCGCCAUGAAGGGCUACGAGAACGUGAACCUGCAACUGGAUAUGCUGGAGCUGGCCAAAUCCGGUCGCGGUGUGUGCAAGCUCACCGAAUUGGCGGACAUUGCGCUGGGCAGUGAGAAGCCCGGCGGUGACUUCCUGCCCCAUCUUCCGCCCACACCAGCGGCAGCGGUGGCGGCUACACCAGCGGUGCUAGCAACACCUCCGCCUGCGCUCCAACAAACGCCAACGCGCACGGCCACGCCAACAGUGACGCCGACGCCCAUGGCAAUGCCGGAACAUCAGCAGCAGCAGAGCUCCACAUCCUCGAAGACGAUAAUGCACGCCUCGAUUAUCAAGGCAGCGGCGGGUGUGGCCAGUUCGGCAACCCUGCCGCCGGUUUCCGGAAGGAUCAUCAUUCCUGAUCGACCGUUCAAGAACAUCGGACUGGAGGAGAAGGCGCCCAUUACGUUCCAGAAGCCCAAGACGUGCGUGAAUCUACUGCAGGAACAGGACAACAACAGCGUCUCAACGGCAAGCUACUCGGAUCGUGAUGACUACGAUUUUGGCACCCUAAGCUGUGAUGGCGAUGUGGAACCGGAACCAGAACCUGAGCCGCCAGUCAGAUUGGGUGCCGAAGCGGGUCGCGGAGCUCUGCCGGCUGGCAGCGGCGGAAAUCGUGCCGUAUCCACAUCCAGCUCAUCGUCUUCAUCCUCCUCGUCGGCCGACAACACCAGAAGUCCCGGCGGCGGCGGUGCCGGCAGCAGGAGCAGCAGCAGCAGCUCCAGUCGAGCCACCGCCAAGACCUUCGAGAACAAAUCCCUGAUAAUGGGUCGCAUCUUCAAGCAUGCCAGCAGUGCCAAGGCGUCGGCUGUGGUGGCUGCAUCGGCAGCCAUGCUCCCGGGGCCCAAUGUGGUGUCCGGCAUAGCCAAGGCCAAGGCGCUCCCCAAGAAUCAAGCGAAUCUGGACCAGAUCUUUGAUGAGUUGCGAGGCGGUGUCGGCGGCGGCGGAGGAAUAGCAGCCAAGGUGACGGAUGUGGCAGCACCGCCAGCACAGGUCCACGACAACUGGGGGCGGCAUCAUCCUCAGCAGCAGCAGCUGCAGCAACAACAGCAGCAGCAGCAGCAACAGCACCAUCAUCAUCACCACCAUCAUCAUCAUCAUCACCAUCAGGUGGAGCCCAUGGCUGCGCCAGCUGCUCCAGCCGCACCAGCGGCCAUGCCAGCACCCAGUGCUCUGCCUCCGGGCAGAAAGGCCAAAUCGACGGCUGGAAAUACGGCCAAGAAGGCGACAAAGUCAGCGCCGCCUCCUGCAACACCCACACCCACAGCUGCUAAAGGUGCCGCCGCCGCCGCCGCUUCUGGAUCUUCUACCUCCUCCACCCGUAAGCCGCGCAAGGACCUGACCAAGCUUCAGUCGGAGCUGGGCAUGAGCCACGAGGAGAUCGAGCAGCUCAUCGACGAGGGCCAGCGCAAAUCCAAGCGCCGCUGCGCCACCAAUCGACCGAAAAAGCUGGUGGAGACCUGGAGUUCCGAUGAGUACGAGGAGUUCCUCUCCACCAAGGACAUCAUAGCCCUGAUCGAGCAGAAGGAGCAGCAGGAGAUGCGGCGCAAGCGCAAGACGAGCGAGGCCAACUCACAGCCGGAGGCAGUGGCACCUCCACCAGCGGCCAGCAAGAAGGUGCCACAGACGCCUCAAGCGGCGCCGUCAAAACGGAAGAACCGUGCGAACGAAAAAAAGCAGCAGCAGCAGCCGCCUCCUGAGGUGGAGCAGCCCAAGCCAAGGGCUAGGCAACGAAACCAGCCAGUUCCAGUUGCGGCUCCUGCUCCUCCACCACCACCACCACCACCACCAGAGGUAGUGGCUCCUGCUCCCCCUCCAGCUAGGGGUAAAUCCAAAGCCACGGCAAAGGGCAAAGCACCACCGGCGGCAACCAAGGCAAGCAAUUCCCGAAAGAAGCGCGGCAAGGAGCAGCAGCCGGAGGAGGUAGAGGAGGAUCAACAGCCGCCAGAGGAGCAUGAUAAAUCGACUAUAGGUGCAGUAGACCCGCCAACUAGGACGCGCAGCUCCAGGCAACAGCCCAAGAGCAGAGCAGUGGCCGAACCCCUGCUGACUCACCAUCAACAGACGCCGCCAGCUGUGCCGCCACCACAGGAGACGGAAACGCCCAGGGAGAGGAUAAAGGCACGCAACAGCAAUCCAGCGCAACCGCUGGCUCCUCCACCGCCUCAACCUCAGCCCAGGAGCAGCUCUGUGGCCACCAAUUCGAACAACAACAACAACAGCAGCAGCAGCAACAAGAACCUGAAGACGAAGCGAAAAUCGCAGACAAACCGCCAGUCGCCGGCACGUAGAAAGCGUCCUGCGACGGAGAAGCAGCUCUACUACUGGAGCAGCUCCAGCGACGAUGAGUUCGGACGCAUGGAUGCCGAGGGUGGCGAGGCAACCCCUGGUGACGCUGGCUCCCGAACGGGAACGGGAACUAGCGGUGAGCGACGGCGAGAUCAGGCAACGGAACAGCUUGAACUGGAGGAACCGGAGGAGGAGGCGUCACCUUCGCCCGGCAAGCACUUCGAGGAGAACGAGCCGUACCAGAAGCACGGCUGGAUCGUGGGUGACUCGCACAAGAAGCUAGUGAAGCUGCUGGCCAUUGCCAAGGGCAGCAAGAAGGUGGACAACUGCGGUGUCAAGCGGCGCACGCCCAAGCGCAAGUGCUAGGAGUGCGAGAAUCUGGACGAGGAGACGAAGAGUCAUCAGCUGGAGGAGGAUGAUGGUCUCCUCAUCCUCCUCCGGCCGGACAACAACAAGUCAUAGCCAUAGGCCUCGACGUCGGAGUCGUCGGCGCGGGCAGCCGACGGCGAAGACGACGACGACAACAAGAAACCAUUGCCGCCAUCGAUCACAUAAUACGUACUGCCAUUGUGUCAUCAUCGUUAAGCGUUAAGGCCAGCGCCAGGCGGGGAUUAGCCGGAGCAGGCAGCGGUAGCCUGGACCGGGCUGGCCUGGCCUGGCCCCAUUAACCGUAUGCGGAGUAUAUGCAAAAUAAUUUUCUUUCUUUUAAACAUCUAAGCGUUACA